UGCUGACUCUUCUUCAUCUGUAGUUUCUACCUCGCUUCUAGACUGCCUGAGUCUGGAAAGAGGUGGCUGCCUACCCAUUCAACCUAAUGACUUUUCAAUUCUUUUCAAAGUCAAAAUUUCUCAAAGAUUAUUUGUAAUAUACUACGUCAUUUAGAUUUCCCGGACUCAAGAAUUUCUCCCUUCUUAACCUAAACCCUCAAUCCAUCUUUUCCCAUUUCUUUGAUUUUCUUCUAAUUUUUCUGGGGUUCUUUUGAUUUUGACCAAAAUUAUUGAUAUUUCUGGUUGAAGGGUUUGAAUUUAUUUUUUGUGGGUAUUUAAUAAUUGAAGUCGUUCGCUAUGAGUUCAAACCCUACAUCGAGUUCUGGUGCUGGAUCAACAGAUCCUUCAGCAGCUAGAAGAAAUUCCAAGCGACCCAAGUAUUCAAGGUUCACCCAACAGGAGCUUCCAGCUUGCAAACCAAUCUUAACUCCUCGUUGGGUGAUUUCUGCUUUCAUGGUUGUCAGCAUUGUGUUUAUUCCAAUUGGAGUUGCUUCACUAUUUGCUUCUCGUGAUGUUGUUGAAAUUGUAGACCGUUAUGAUGAUGACUGUAUACCUGGGUCUAAAAGUGCAAAGAUCAGCUUCAUCAAAGGACCAAGUGAUAAAACCUGCAUUAGGACGCUAAAUGUUUCCAAGCAUAUGAAAGCACCUAUUUAUAUUUACUACCAGCUUGAUAACUUUUAUCAGAACCAUCGCAGGUAUGUGAAAAGUCGAAGUGAUCAGCAAUUGAGGCAUAACAGCAGUGCUAAUGAAGUAAGCGCUUGCAAACCAGAGGAUACUGCAAACGGGAAGCCAAUUGUGCCUUGUGGUUUAAUAGCUUGGAGUUUGUUCAAUGAUACUUAUAGUUUUUCUAUAAGUAACAGCAACCUAACUGUCAACAAGAAUGGAAUUGCAUGGAAAAGUGAUAGAGAUCACAAAUUUGGGAAAGAUGUCUUCCCAAGUAAUUUUCAGAAGGGAGGACUUAUUGGGGGUGCUAGUUUAAAUGAAUCUGUUCCACUUAGUGAUCAAGAGGAUCUCAUAGUAUGGAUGCGAACUGCGGCUCUUCCUACUUUCCGGAAAUUAUAUGGCAAAAUACAUCAGGACCUGCAAGCUGGAGACGUCAUUAAUGUCACUCUCAAGAACAACUACAAUACCUAUAGCUUCAAUGGGAAGAAGAUGCUGGUACUUUCCACAACUAGUUGGCUCGGUGGGAAAAAUGACUUCCUUGGCAUUGCCUAUCUUACUGUCGGUGGCUUGUGUUUCUUUUUAGCAAUGUUAUUCACUCUCAUUUAUCUUGUGAAGCCAAGGCGACUUGGGGAUCCUUCUUACUUGUCAUGGAACAGAAAUCCAGGAGGAAGAUAAUCAGUUGUUGUGCUUGUGUUUGUAUCUGGAAGAGAUUUUGUAAAUUGAAAAAAAAAACUUGAUUAGUAGUGUAAUUGAAUGUUAAUGGAAAAUGUACACUUCAGAAAAAAAAAAUGUUUGGUUCUUGGGAUUUGAAUGCUACGAGGCAAAAGUGUUAAUGUUAAUUAUAUGAAUACAAGUUUUACAUCA
Chenopodium quinoa (quinoa) is the source of this 1566-nucleotide messenger RNA. RefSeq names its product ALA-interacting subunit 3-like. The transcript is spliced from 8 exons. The record is from RefSeq and is a predicted model, not a curated record. NCBI's taxonomy places the organism in Eukaryota, Viridiplantae, Streptophyta, Magnoliopsida, Caryophyllales, Amaranthaceae. Gene Ontology annotation, cellular component: endoplasmic reticulum; Golgi apparatus; plasma membrane. Bases 337 to 1377 code for a protein of 346 amino acids.